CUUUAACACACGUGUUCCUCAUUCUGUUAAUUGGCUCGGCGAUGUAUUUAACGGGUCAGACGCACAAUGUUGUUACUCGUCCAGUCAUGAUGGCCAGUCUGUGCUUGCGUGUGGUGCUCUUUGCUGUCGUUGCAGCGGUUGCUGUUAAUGCAGAUAUCAGCGUGGACUGUCUGAAAAAGUCUGUUAAAAUCACGUGGAAGAUACCGCCUCAGUUGGUGCCGCACGCUGCGCGUCUCUUCCUUGGGAACUGCAUGGCAUCUCACUUUUAUGUCCUCGCUUCUGGAGAGGGAGUUGCCACCUUCGACUAUAAUCUCAACGACUGCAGAUUCAAAAGGGAGCUGAAAGGAAAGGGCCUCGUGUACCGAAAUGAGUUGACCUACAGGCCACAUGCCAAGUCGAAACCCGCGGACUUCACCUAUCCCAUUGAGUGUGGUUACAAAAGGCCUGAUAAAUGGUUCCCUGAAUUCUUGACCCCUGGGUUUGGUGUUGUUGAAGGACAUGGCAAGCUGGUCUUCCACAUGGCUCUUCUCAAUGAGGCUUUAUCUGGUAUGGCAAAAACGAAUAUCAUCCCACUGGGCUCACUCAUCCCGAUAUGGGCAGCAGUGGAUCAGAAGUCUCAUCAACCAUUGGCACUGUUCAUGGAGGAAUGUGUUGUAGCCACCACACCAGAGCUGUACACAGACAGCCCACGUGAAACCAUUAUCACCAAUAAGGGCUGUCUUGAAUAUGGUAAAACGAGCAACUCCAGGUUUGUGAAUCGGUACCAUUCCUCUGCACUCAUCCUGCUCCUGCAGUCCUUCAGGUUUGGUCUUGGAAAGGAGGUGUAUGUCCACUGCAAACUGUCUGUAUGGUAUCCUGAUGCUCUAAAUGAAAACAAGAAAACAUGCAAUUAUGUUAAAGAAACUGGAAGUUGGGAACUCCUAGAGGACCCACUUCAGAGCAACCUUUGUACAUGCUGUGACUCAAUUUGCAAGGCCCGGCCCAAAAGAGCACUGGAGUCUGAUUCCCAGGGCCUGGUCCAGAACUCUGUGCUGGGGCCAUUGAUCAUCGUGGACUAUUCUGACACCAAGACCCACAACACGACUGCCAACUCUUCCACUGCAGUGCAAGAAGUCCUGCCCCAAGCCUGAUGCAGGAAGCUCGGUGGAUGACCUAAAGGGACGACCUGACUUCUGAUGUCAAACUGACUUCUGCUUUUGAAAAUAAA
Molecule: messenger RNA, 1207 nt
Organism: Lampris incognitus (smalleye Pacific opah)
Lineage: Eukaryota; Metazoa; Chordata; Actinopteri; Lampriformes; Lampridae
Gene: zp3f.2
Product: zona pellucida glycoprotein 3f, tandem duplicate 2
Exons: 10
Coding region: 42-1130 (362 amino acids)
Biological process (GO): binding of sperm to zona pellucida; positive regulation of acrosome reaction; egg coat formation
Cellular component (GO): extracellular matrix
Molecular function (GO): acrosin binding
Source: RefSeq, a predicted model, not a curated record